Messenger RNA from Hibiscus syriacus, 1387 nucleotides. RefSeq names its product transcription initiation factor IIB-2-like. Lineage: Eukaryota; Viridiplantae; Streptophyta; Magnoliopsida; Malvales; Malvaceae. The record is from RefSeq and is a predicted model, not a curated record. Gene Ontology annotation, biological process: DNA-templated transcription initiation; transcription preinitiation complex assembly. Gene Ontology annotation, molecular function: TBP-class protein binding. The transcript is spliced from 7 exons. Gene Ontology annotation, cellular component: transcription preinitiation complex; nucleus. Bases 55 to 993 code for a protein of 312 amino acids.
UAAGACGAAAACCACGAGAAAGAAGCCUAGAAAGAAAGGGUUAGUGCUCCGGGAAUGGGGGACGUUUAUUGUUCGGACUGCAAGCGGCAGACGGAGGUGGUCUUCGACCACACGGCCGGCGACACGGUGUGUUCGGAGUGCGGGUUAGUUUUAGAGUCACACUCGAUCGACGAGACGUCGGAGUGGAGAACUUUCGCAAACGAGUCGGGCGAUAACGAUCCUGUCCGUGUUGGUGGCCCCACCAACCCGCUUUUGGCGGAUGGCGGUUUAUCCACUGUAAUCGCUAAGCCUAACGGUGUUUCUGGCGAGUUCCUCUCGUCUUCCUUGGGCCGGUGGCAGAACCGUGGGUCGAAUCCGGAUCGGGGGUUGAUUGUUGCUUUUAAGACCAUUGCUACCAUGUCUGACAGGUUGGGCCUAGUUGCAACCAUCAAGGACCGAGCCAAUGAGAUAUAUAAGAAGGUGGAAGAUCAGAAGUCUAGCAGAGGAAGAAAUCAGGAUGCAUUGUUGGCUGCUUGCCUAUAUAUUGCUUGUAGACAAGAAGACAAGCCACGCACUGUCAAGGAAAUUUGUUCUGUUGCCAAUGGAGCCACCAAGAAAGAGAUUGGCCGAGCUAAAGAAUACAUAGUGAAACAACUUGGACUGGAAAAUGGCCAGUCUGUGGAGAUGGGAACCAUACAUGCUGGUGACUUCAUGAGGCGGUUUUGUUCCAACCUUGGUAUGAAUAAACAAGCAGUUAAAGCUGCCCAAGAAUCAGUUCAGAAGUCGGAGGAUUUUGAUAUAAGGCGAAGCCCAAUAUCGAUUUCAGCUGCUGUUAUUUAUAUUAUAACACAGCUUUCAGAUGAUAAGAAGCCUCUAAGAGAUAUUUCACUUGCUACUGGAGUUGCAGAAGGGACUAUCCGAAAUGCGUACAAGGAUCUUCACUCCCAUCUGGAAAAGAUAAUACCAAAUUGGUAUGCCAAGGAAGAAGAUCUCAAGAAUCUAUGUAGUCCUUGAAGUUUAGAACAGACAAUGACUGAGAAUACACACACACACAAAAGGGCCCUGAAAUUGGUACUCUCCCCUGGAUGCAGUGGAACUCUUGGAAAGCUCCAAGAUUAACGGUUUUUUUUUCUUUUUUCUUUUGGUUUUUCGUACUUGACUACAUCCUUACAAGUAAAGACAGAAGGGAGGGGAGGUAAUGCGGAAAAGGUGGUCCAAGUGUAUUGUUUGGUUACUUAGUGGUCCAAGUUAUUUACUGAUUAGUUUGUCUUGCAACAGAUUUUUAUUGAUAUAUUAUAGAAGUGGAAUUUGUACCAGACUAGGUUGUUUAAGUAAACCAUGGCUGUAUAGACAAUAGUUUUUGGAUAUUAAUGUUUAUGAUAAUGCCAGAUAGUGGCAUUCUUUGCAG